CCUUCAUAUUCUGGUUUUUGGACGCGACAAAAUGGCGGCCAAACGACAGCCAGUUGCUAAGGGGGGAUUAUGGAGCACACAAGCUGCUCCUGUAAGCAAAGAAACUCAAAACUUACUUAAAGUCAUGAUGGAAGAAUCUAAGCUCACAAAUUUCCAACGAAGACAACUCAAUGAAAAAUUGUCAAGCGGCCAACCUCUACCAACAACGGUAAAUCCAACAAGCAGUAGAACUCAACAGCCAAGAAAGCAUUCACCUGUUCAAAAACCUCUUCCAAUGGUAUUAAAUGCAAGGCAUUUAUCUGGAGGAAAACGAAACAAAGAAGUUAUUGAUCAAUUGCAGGAUGAACAACCAAAAGAGGAUUACAAGCCGUCGCCAGGGAUGCUUCAAGAAAUUGAGGAACGAAAACAGUUUUUAGAGGAGAUGGAAGCAGCAGGAAAGGGAGACCAAUACAAAACUAUUAUCAACACUGAAAUAUCACAAAAAAUCAGAGAACUAGAAGUUAUUGACCAAAAACGCAGUAAAGAACUGGACUCACUACUACAAGAAGACCAAUCUUGAAUAGUAUUAGUGUUGGUUAUUGUACAUACAUAUAUGUCCUUCUAAAGCUAUCCUCGAUCAUGGGAAAGCAACAAUACUUUGAGAAGACUCUUCAAUGACUGACAAUCAAAUCUUAGGGACUGUUCAUUAAUUAUGCCUUGGGAGGGGGGGGGGCUGGAGGAAAAGUAGGAGGGCUUUGAAAAAAAAUCACACAACAAAGGGGGGGCUUUAAUAGUAUUUGCUGACUUAGGUAAGGUAUGUCUAAAAGGUCACAAGGAGGGGGGGUCAAAAAAAUUUUCUUUAGAUAGAAUUGGGGGGGUUGUGAAUUCUU
This is a messenger RNA of Actinia tenebrosa (Australian red waratah sea anemone), 869 nucleotides long. RefSeq names its product UPF0193 protein EVG1 homolog. Lineage: Eukaryota; Metazoa; Cnidaria; Anthozoa; Actiniaria; Actiniidae. The record is from RefSeq and is a predicted model, not a curated record.